AUGGCAUUCAAAUUUGUCGCACUUUUCGCCCUCCUGGCCGUCGCCAGUGCCGGCGUGAUCCCGAUCGAGGAAGUCCACUCGGCCUACCAGCCGGCUACCUACUCGGCCCAUCUGGCCCACCAGCCCACCCUGAUCAAGACCGUCGCCCAGCCGACCAUCGUCAAGACCAUCGCUCAGCCCACGAUCGUCAAGACCAUUGCCCAGCCGACGCUCGUCAAGCACCUGGAUGAGGAUCACGAUGCCCACUACGACUUCUCCUAUGGCGUGCACGAUGACCACACCGGUGACAUCAAGGAGCAGCGCGAGUCCCGCCAGGGUGACCAGGUGCACGGCCAGUACAGCCUGAUCGACUCCGAUGGCCACAAGCGCACCGUCGAGUACACCGCCGACGACCACAACGGUUUCAACGCCGUCGUGCACCGCGAGCCGACCGACAUCAAGAUCCCGCAGCCCCAGGCCAUCCACAAGAUCAUCGCCCAGCCCGCCAUUACCAAAGUCAUCGCCCAGCCGGCCAAGAUCAUCGCUGCCCAGCCGACCUACUACCACCAGCCGGCCCCGGCCGUGAUCAAGACCGUCGGACUCUCCCACUACUAA
Messenger RNA from Anopheles coustani, 594 nucleotides. RefSeq names its product cuticle protein 7-like. The transcript has 2 exons. NCBI's taxonomy places the organism in Eukaryota, Metazoa, Arthropoda, Insecta, Diptera, Culicidae. The coding region runs from base 1 to 594 and encodes 197 amino acids. The record is from RefSeq and is a predicted model, not a curated record. Gene Ontology annotation, cellular component: extracellular matrix.